AUGAAAAAAGAUUUCGUUGCUCUCAUUUUUGUGGUCAAUGACCAUGCAAUUUUUCGCCUUUCAGGUUUAUAUAAUUUGAAAAACCUCCAAGAGUUGGAUAUUAGCCGAAACAACUUCAAAGGAUCUAUUCCUCCAUGUAUCAGCAAUUUAACGUCCCUCCGUCUCCUCAAACUUUCUGAAAAUAACCUUUCGGGAACCAUUUCUUCUGAUCUCCUUAGGCUAAAGUCCCUCGAAUACCUUUCUCUUUCUCUGAACCAUUUUGAAGGGUCCAUCUCAUUGAGUUUAUUUGCUAACAACUCCAAUCUUGAGGUUCUUGAACUUGGUAGCCUUAACAACGAGUUGCAUGUGCACACAGAAAAUACACCCUGGAAACCUCUAUUUCAGCUAAAAGUCCUACGACUAUCAAACUGCAAUCUCAAUGAGCAAAGUAGAUCUAUUCCGAGCUUUCUUUUGACCCAGCAUGAUUUAAGAGUUGUUGACCUCAGUUACAAUUCCAUGGUUGGAAAGCUUCCCACUUGGUUACUGAAAAACAACACAAGAUUGGAGUUUCUUAGUCUUGCACAGAACUCAUUCACGGGUCAAUUUGUGUUACCUGCUGAUUCUGAAAAUCCUGAUUUGUUUGGGAUCAAUAUGUCUAUGAAUUAUAUUCAAGGCUCGCUUCCAGCAUCCAUUGGCCAUAUUCUCCCAAAUUUGUGGUAUUUGAACAUGUCUAGGAACUCAUUUCAAGGUAAUAUUCCUCAUUCAAUCGGCAACAUGAAAAAGUUGCAUUCAUUGGAUCUGUUGAGCAACAGCUUCACUGGAGAAUUACCCGAACAUUUGGUUAUGGGCUGCAAGGAAUUGACUAUGCUGAAGCUUUCACAUAAUAACCUGCAGGGCCAGUUAUUUCCCAAAAAAUGGAACCUCACAUCGCUCUUGUUUUUGUAUCUAGAUAAUAAUUUCUUUUCAGGACAGUUGUUACCUGGACUUCUUACAAGCUCCUACUUGACAGUGUUGAAUCUAAGCGAUAACUCGAUCUCGGGAAAAAUACCUGAUUGGAUAGGGGACUUUUCUUCCCUUUCGUUCCUUGUUGCAUCCAGGAACUUGUUCAAAGGUCCUAUACCAGUAGGCUUUUGCAGACUUGUUGAACUGACAGUAUUAGACCUUUCAUGGAAUAGUCUUUCUGAUAAAAUACCUCAUUGUUUCAAUUUAUCAUCACUAAGAUACUUCAGCCUUCACAAAAAUGAACUGUCAGGACCUUUGCCAAGAGCUCUUUAUAGAUCAUCUUCCCUUGUGACACUGGAUAUCGGGGAUAAUAAACUAUCAGGGGAAAUUCCAAAGGGGAUCAACUUACUCCAAAAUUUGAGUUUUCUUUUAUUAAAUAGAAACAACUUUGUAGGUUCCAUUCCUUUUCAGCUAUGUCAGCUUCACAACAUCAGCAUACUGGAUCUUUCUUUCAAUAGCAUUUCUGGUCUAAUACCUUCAUGUUUGAAUGAUAUACCAUUUGGUCAUAGAAAAGCACAUGAUCCAACCUUAGAAAAGUCGCGAUAUCUUUUGGGUUUUUUGAGAUACUUGAAGUACGAAUAUCAAAGCAUGCUUCGUAUAGAUCAAUAUGUUAUAGAUGAAGUUCAGUCAUCACAUGUGGUAGAAAUAGAAUUCAUCUCAAAGAGUAGGCCUGAUUCAUACAAAGAAAGCAUCUUGGAUUUCAUGUCGGGGAUCGAUUUUUCUAGGAAUAGAUUGACAGGUCCAAUUCCUUCUGAACCUGGGUUCCUAAGUGAUAUUCAUACUUUAAAUUUAUCACAUAAUCAACUGAAUGGAUCCAUUCCAAGGACAUUUUCCAGCAUGAAGCACAUAGAAAGCUUGGACUUAUCCAACAAUAAGUUGAGUGGUGGAAUUCCCCCGGAUUUGGUUCAGUUAAACUUUCUAUCAACGUUCUCAGUGGCAAACAAUAAUUUAUCAGGACGUGCACUAGAUAGGAAGGCUCAGUUUGCAACAUUUGAUGCUAGCAACUAUGAAGGCAAUCCUUUUCUUUGUGGAUUACCUCUCCAGGAAAAUUGCGGAAAGAGCACAGGCGCAGUAUCAGUUUCGAAUCCAGGAGAAACUGAUGAUCUGUUCAAAGAUUCAUUUUUGGAGACUUUUGUUCCAUCAUGCGUUGUGGCAUUCCUGGGAGUUUCUGCUUUUAUCUACUUCAACUCCACUUGCAGAAUGAUUUUUCAGUUUAUUGAAGCAAAACUCUUAUCUUCCAGAUAG
Lycium barbarum (goji berry) is the source of this 2226-nucleotide messenger RNA. RefSeq names its product receptor-like protein 15. Gene Ontology annotation, molecular function: protein binding. Bases 1 to 2226 code for a protein of 741 amino acids. The transcript has a single exon. The record is from RefSeq and is a predicted model, not a curated record. Lineage: Eukaryota; Viridiplantae; Streptophyta; Magnoliopsida; Solanales; Solanaceae.